Symbiodinium pilosum is the source of this 179-nucleotide messenger RNA. The record is from the annotation of a GenBank genome assembly. Lineage: Eukaryota; Dinophyceae; Suessiales; Symbiodiniaceae.
GUGGGAAUCAUCGGCCACGAGUUUACGAGCUGCUGGCAGACAAGGGACCGCGUCCUGUGCAUCACAAGGGCUCGGCAAGCUAUGGUCAAGUGGGGAUACUCUGCCAGUGAUGUGAAAGUUUUGUUCGAGUAUGUUGACGUGGACCACGAUGGGAACUUGGACCUCUUGGAGUUCAUUGA